This is a messenger RNA of Plasmodium inui San Antonio 1, 1917 nucleotides long. RefSeq lists its product as hypothetical. The transcript is spliced from 9 exons. Gene Ontology annotation, biological process: proteolysis. The coding region runs from base 1 to 1917 and encodes 638 amino acids. Gene Ontology annotation, molecular function: aspartic-type endopeptidase activity. Lineage: Eukaryota; Apicomplexa; Aconoidasida; Haemosporida; Plasmodiidae. The record is from RefSeq and is a predicted model, not a curated record.
AUGACCCCCCGUAGUUUCCAGAAACUGGGGAGAAGACUCCUCUCGAGCUUGUUAAUUCACCCGACGGCAUCCCUGCUGUUCGCAGUACAUCUUUUCCUUUUUAGACAAGGCAGCUGCGUACGACCUGGUUCCACCCCCAGAUUCGUAACUGACCUAACAUGGGAGAAAGAGACGAACUUGGACAUGCCGACGUGUGACACGUGCGACGUUUGUUCCGUGUGCAUCCAUGAGAAGGGGGAGUCUGAGAACAUAAUCCCCUUGGUGGCCAUCCCCAGCAAGCGCAAAUAUCUUCAAGGCAAAACUGGAAAAAUAAAAUCAGGGCUUCUACAAAAUUUGCCCCAGCAGAAAUGGAAGAAAAAGAAGAAAAAAGGAUCUUACAGUUUUUUUGAAGGGGAAGACGAAGCCGAGGGGGAGAAGGAGGAGGAAGAUUCCCCUUCCGACGUGACGAUGGACAACCAGCUUUUCCAUCAUAACAAAGGAACCCAUUACGGAGGGGAAGACAAGCACCCCGAUGAGUUUCCAAAUUGCGUCACUUCGGACUGUCACAGGAGUAACGGUGUUUCUGGACAGCCUGAUUACGUUGCACACUUUAUGGAUGGCUCGGGGGAGAAGUCCCAGGCACGGGGGAGCAGUUGGAGCGGCGCGUCUAAAAAGAAGGAGGUUUUUUCCUCUACCGACCAAGUGACCCUACCCCUGCAGCAGUUGCAAGACAGCCAAUACGUCGGGUACAUCCAAAUAGGCACCCCGCCUCAAACGAUCAGACCCAUUUUUGACACCGGGAGCACGAACAUCUGGGUCGUGAGCACCAAGUGCAAGGAUGACACUUGUCUCAAGGUGCACCGGUACAACUACAAGUUGUCUAGCAGCUUCCGCUACUACAAGCCGCUCACGAAUCUGGACAUCAUGUUCGGCACGGGAAUAAUCCAAGGCGUGAUCGGCGUGGAGAACUUCCGCAUAGGGCCCUUCCAGGUGUUCAACCAACCCUUUGGACUCGUAAAGCGCGAGAAAAGGAGCGAAGCAAAAUCAAACGUCUUUGAGAGAAUCAACUUCGAAGGCAUAGUCGGAUUGGCAUUCCCAGCAAUGCUGUCCACAGGGAAGACAACGAUCUAUGAAAAUCUAAUGAACACUUAUAAGUUCAACCAUAACGAGUUCUCUAUAUAUAUAGGAAAGGACAAUAAACAUUCAGCUUUAAUCUUCGGAGGAGUGGAUAGCCGCUUUUUCAAGGGAGACAUUUAUAUGUUCCCAGUGGUCAGAGAAUACUACUGGGAAAUACAAUUUGAUGGACUGUACAUCGAUCACCAGAAAUUUUGUUGUGACUCCAGUUCUAUUGUUUACGAUUUGAGAAAGAAAAAAAAAAAAGGAAAAGUGCAAAGAAAUUCCUUUGGGAGGAAAUACUUGAAAAGAAAAAGUCACUUGAUGGACAUGCGGCACAGGUGGAGAAGACACCUCAGAAGAGUCAACCGGCGAGGCAAGAACAAGAAAUUAAAGAAAAACAAAAACUACCUCAUCUUCGAUUCUGGGACCUCCUACAAUAGUGUCCCUAAGUCGGAGAUCGACUACUUCUUCAAAGUCAUCCCACCGAAGAAAUGUGACGACAGCAACAUAGACGAAGUAGUGGCGAGUUACCCCAAUCUGACCUACGUCAUUAACAACAUGCCCUUCACGCUGACGCCGGCGCAGUACCUGGUCCGGAGGUCCGACAUAUGCAAGCCGGCGUUCAUGGAAAUCGAGGUUUCGCCUGAAUAUGGACACGCCUAUAUUUUGGGGAAUGCGACCUUCAUGCGAUACUACUACACCGUUUACCGGCGCGGAGAUGGACACAAGGGCUCCUACGUGGGCAUUGCCAAGGCAGUCCACGCGGAAGAGAAUGAGGAGUAUCUGACCGCCCUGCAGAGAAAGAUGAACCAAGUGGGGUAG